AUGGGGCGCACCGCGGGUUCUGGCGCGCCUGUCGCGGGGUGGAGCGUGUGGGAUGAGGGCCCUUCCUGGCAUCGACUCGGGGCGCGGUUCGACGAGAACGCCGAUCCCGUUCCAGACGCACGCGAGUUGCCAGUCGGGAUCGGGAACAAGGGCGGCGUCAGCGUUGGGAGGAAGGCGGACUACCUCGCGAAAUUGGAGUGGGAAUUCUUGCCCGAUCUCGCUGCUUCUGGCGCGAGGGGCCCGUCGGCGUUCUGCGCGGCGUUACCCGACGCAGUCUUCAACGACGGCUGGUUCACCAUGGCGGAACUUGAUUUCCAAGCGGCAGUGGCGAAACUCCAAAGGCACCCCGGCCCCGCCAAGGACGAGUCCAAGCUGGCAGACGUGCUGAUCCUGAGCCUGUACGAUGACAGAACUUUCGUCCUAUCCAGGAUAGGACGGAAGGUCUCCCAGCGAGCCCCGUACGCCCACGCCGCGGCGGCGCUCGCCGCGCCGGGUGCCGCGGCGAGGAGGGCCACCUCGCCGAGGCCCGCGCAGGCCGAGGCGCCGCACGCCCAGGGCAGCUGGCCUGCCGACGGCUGCCGGCCCUACGUGAGGGCCCUGGCCGCUGAGAAGCGCCCUCCGGCCCUGUGGCUGCCCAAGUCCCCGCGGCCCCACCCCGGAGCCGCCCUGCAGCUGCCCCUGGGGGCCGUCGACCACGCCAGGCGGGGCGGCGCCCCGGCGGCAAGGCCCAAGCGCCCGUCGAGCUGCUCGUCGGGCGUCCUCGGCGCGCUGUCCCCGCCGAGGGCCGGCGGCGCCUCGAGCCCGACCUUGCACGGCUGGCCGCCGGAGGCGGAGAGCCAGCGGCAGGCCACAGUGGCCGGCCUGCUGCGCAUCGCCGGGCACCCCGCCGCGGGGGCGGGGCAGCAGCGGUCGCCGAGCGGCCCCAAGGAGGACGAGAGGAACGCCGCUCCGCGGCCCAGCAGGGCUGCGGCGCGGUCUCCGAGCGUGCCAGGCAGCCCGUGGAGCCCCCACAGCUCCGCGGGCUCCUCCGCGGCGGGCCCGCGGGAGCCGAGCUCGAGGAAGUCGUCCAUCGCCGGCAUCAGGCGCAGCCCCAGGCAGUCGGUAUGCUUCCCCGGCGCACUGCCGUGCAUCUACGCCCACGCGGGCGCCGACCGCCAUGAGAAGCGGGUGUCUUCCUCGCCGAGCAAGAGGAGGCCCUCGCAGUCGUCGCCCUCGGAGAACAGGUGGCCGACUGCCCCGUGGGGAUUCAGCGACGGCCAGCACCUCGCGGUGGCCACCAGCGCCUGCCAGGACGCCAACCCGGAGCACAGGUCGCACAUGGAGGACGAGCUCGUCGUCGCCGACGCCCUCCAGGUCGCGGUGGGCGCAGAGGGAGCGGCUUCCGAUUGGGCUUUCUUCGGCGUCUACGACGGCCACGGUGGACGCGGCGCCGUGGACGCGUGCAGGGACCAGCUGCACCAGGUGGUCGCCGCCGAGCUCCAAGGCUUGGCGCCGGUGGACAGCGCCGGCGUGCACGCCGCCCUGGCCAGGGCCUUCGAGCAGGUAGACUCGGACCUCCACCGCGCCGGGGCCGCGGCGAGGUGCGGGUGCACCGCCACGGCUGCGUUGGCGCACCGGGCUGAUGGUGAGCUCACCCUGUACGUGGCCAACGUCGGGGACUCGCGUGCCGUGAUCAUCGGCGACGGCGACGCCAAGCGGGUCCCGCCGCCUCCGCCCCAGCAGAUGAAGGUCACUCCUCAGAGUUUCGCGAAGAAGGUGAGUAUUGCCUUUUCUCCCUCGGCGUCGGACGUCCAGGAAACGCCAAGAUGCUUUCGGAAGAGCUCCACCGACGGCGUUGGUUUUGACACCCCUCGCGGUCAGGUCUCGCUCCGUCUGGAGCCGCUCAGAGAUCAGGCCGCCAAUAUGCAGUGCAGCGUCGAGAAGCCAGGUGCUGAUACCCCGAAGCCGAAAGUCACUUCUUUUCCACGUGCGUUCAAGGCCCUGAAGAUUGAGGAAUCGAAGCCGGGGGAGAUUGUGGAUCAGGGAUCUAACGACCACGGGGGGGACCUCGUCUGUUUGCAGAAGGAAUUCCCCAGGCAUCGUUUCUUCAUCAACCCGCACCCGCUGAACACUCCUGGUCACGGGGUCCUGGUGUGUAUUAAGAAGCGCGUUGCCGGGUGUCUCACCGACUUUCACCUGGAAGCUGCGGUUCCGGGGAAGAUAUCUUAUGUGAUGGGCUGGCGCUCCUCUGGGAUCCCUGGGGUUGCGGCGAUCCGCUUGCCGAGCGUUGAUGUCGGCAUCGGCCUCUAUCGUCAGCAGUUGAUCCGUUUGCAGUCGACGCUCUUCUCUGCCUCUCUCGCCGCCGAUCUCAUCCCCGGGGGCUUCAUUUUUGCAUUCAGUGACGAGGGUCGUUCUCAGGUUCAGUCGGGCACCUCUACUCGCGGGGGCACUGCUCACACUAGGGAGUUGAAUCAGCGCGUUGGAUCGCUCACAGAACUGCCCCAGCCUCACGAUACUCGUCGGGCCUGCCAGGGUGCACAGAUCGCGGGGGCCGCUCGGUUGGAUCGGGUCUACAUCAGUACGCACCCUUCGGUCCUGCAUGAUUUCGCGAUCACAGGUUCUACUAUCGGUAUGCCUACCAACCUGAAGAACCCUUCGGACCACGUUCCUGUCGUGGCCACGCUGGACCUUCAUCUCUCCACCUCCUUGUCGGCGGUGCACCCCGCUCUUUCUGGCAUCUUCGAUGUUGGCGCGUGCGCUCUGGCGGGCGACGCGGGCCUCAUCGCGCGCAUUGCUAAUUUCAAAAACGCCCUCUUGGAUGGUGAAGACACGGCGAUUGAGCAGGCCGCCUCUAUUCCUGAGCAUGAGUUGCAGCGACGGCGUGCGCGUGUGCAGCGCAAUCGCUAG
Messenger RNA from Prorocentrum cordatum, 2886 nucleotides. NCBI's taxonomy places the organism in Eukaryota, Dinophyceae, Prorocentrales, Prorocentraceae. The record is from the annotation of a GenBank genome assembly.